This is a messenger RNA of Oncorhynchus tshawytscha (Chinook salmon), 1274 nucleotides long. Its product is annotated as zinc finger and SCAN domain-containing protein 31-like. Bases 268 to 1134 code for a protein of 288 amino acids. Gene Ontology annotation, molecular function: RNA polymerase II cis-regulatory region sequence-specific DNA binding; DNA-binding transcription factor activity. The transcript has 2 exons. The record is from RefSeq and is a predicted model, not a curated record. Lineage: Eukaryota; Metazoa; Chordata; Actinopteri; Salmoniformes; Salmonidae. Gene Ontology annotation, biological process: regulation of transcription by RNA polymerase II.
GAUGUUUCUAGUGUGACGUUUAAUCUAGUGGACGGAACGCUUCUUCAACAACUGCAGCCACCUCGGUAGCUCGCUAGCCAACAAAGUCGGAACAUUCAAGUUCUUUAGACAAUUUCGUGGUUUAUUUGCCACUAUGAUUUAAACAUACUCAUGUGGAAACAACUAGCUACCCCAUUGAAUUGCAUAUAUACGUUGUAAGUCAACUAGCUGGCUGGUUAAGUUAGCACUAGUCUAGUCGCUAAUGCUAACUAGCUUUUAUCUCCGACCAUGAGUUCACUAAGCUCCUCUCCUGAUAAAGAAGCUCUCGUCAAAGAGGAGGAAGAAGAAGAGGCUGUUACAAUACACAAACAAGUAGAGGGUGAGGCUGUUACCGUGAAAGAAGAAGAGAAAGACGUUUCAGUGAAAGAAGAGGAAGACGCGUUCAGAGUGAAAGAGGAGGAUGUUACAGUAAAAGAAGAGGAGGAUGCAGUUUUUGGAGUGGAGGAGGUUACUGUCACAGUGAAAGAAGAUGAAGACGUUUUUUUAAUGAAAGAUGAAGAGGGGGAGAUUACUGUCACAUUAGAGGAGGACGAAGAAGAGAAGACUGGAGAUCUGAUUAACACCAGUAAAUACAGAGAGAGACCAGACUCUCACUCUGACAGCAGAAAGAGUCCUUCACAGGAACCAGACACGGAGAUGCCCAAACCAGCGAGACGACACCACUGCUCCUACUGUGGAAAUAGUUUUACCCGAUUACUACACCUGAAAGCACAUGAGAGAAUACAUACAGGAGAAAAGCCCUUCCACUGUUCCCAGUGUAAAAAGAGUUUUAGGUGGUUAACGAGUCUGAAAAAGCAUGAGAAGGGACACACACAAGAAAAGCUCUACCAAUGCUCCUUGUGUGGAAAGAGUUUUACCAAGUUAGGGGGUCUGACAAGGCAUGAGAGGACACACACAGGAGGGGAUAAGACGUAUCACUGCUCCCAGUGUGGCAAGAGAUUUAACCGGUUAAGGCAUCUGAAUAAGCAUGAAAGAAUACAUACACAGGAGGAGAAGACAUACCACUGCUCUCAUUGUGGAAAGACAUUUUCGCAGUCAGAGGACCUGGAAUCACAUGAGAGAAUAGAGAGACUGUGUUCUGACUUGUGUUUUUGACUGAUAAUUAGUGUUUUUGUUUGUCACAUUAAAUCAUAUUGUUUAAAUUAAAUCAGACAUGACAAUCUGACCAAAACAACAGGCCUGUUUCUGUUGUUUAUUCAUCUUGAUCUAAAAUCACAUUAAAUAUUUUAACAUGU